Messenger RNA from Naegleria lovaniensis, 2856 nucleotides. RefSeq lists its product as uncharacterized. The transcript has 3 exons. Lineage: Eukaryota; Heterolobosea; Eutetramitea; Acrasida; Naegleriidae. The record is from RefSeq and is a predicted model, not a curated record. The coding region runs from base 1 to 2856 and encodes 951 amino acids.
AUGUCUGAACUCAAACAUGUGCUUUCAUUUGCGUUUGAUAAAAUUCUGAACCAUGCCACUCCGUCAAGCCUUACCAAUCAUAUUGAUAAACCUAACAACCUUUCUCCUCCACUUCUUGGUACAUCAUCAACACCUCCUCCGAUAACGAUACCAUCAACACCUCCACCUCUUCAGCAUAAAAUUCUCUCCAUUGAUGCAGGCUCCUCGAAAUUCAAAACUUGUUUUUUUGACUUGGAACAUAAAGAUGCUUUCCGAUGUGAUGAUGGAAGUAGUGAUAAAAAAGCAAUGUACACGACGAUUGCUUUGAUUAUUAACAUGUUGGACCAACAUUCACAGAGAAUUCAAAUUAUUAAUCAUCCAUAUCCGCUCUCUCAUCAUGUUUCAUUGGCUAGAGGAGAGGUUUUUGUGUUUUUUUAUAAUUGGAAGAAUAUGAUGUUUCCCAUCUCGGAAAUCAUGACUGAUGAAUUUGUGAAUCGAGAAAUGAAAAGACAAUCGAAUUUUGUUGUGUGUGAUGAAAGGACGCUUUUUAUUAAUUCGGGCAAUGUAGAAAUAACAUCGGAGGGAGUGCAAGUUACAAUAACGCCCUCCCAUGUUCGCAAAGCCAAACAAACAGCACCUGAAAAUUCGAUGCUCCAACGUCAUGAGGGAGAAAAAAUAUUAUUCUCAAAGAAGGAUAUUGUGACAGAGCUCUUUAAAUAUUGCUUUAAUUCUCACAUUCAAUUGCCGAACGGAGUUUCAUUGAAGGACUGUGAAAUUUAUGUUUCCAUUCCAUCCAAGGUUCUGUUCAGAGAUCGUGAAGUAUUUCGAGAAAUUAUUUCAACAAUUUCACAAAAUACUAGCAAUGUUCAUGUGGUACGGGAAUCUGUGGCUCUUUGUUACUAUUUUCAUUAUGCAUAUUAUGGAAAUGGUCAUCAUUUUAAAACAUCAUUAACAAUGAACGAAUCAGCAACAGAGAUUGGAGAGGCUGUGACAUUGUCACAAUCCGUUUCCACGAAAGCAGUAGCCAUUGAUAUAGGUCAUUACUCAUCCGAUGUUGCUGUUGUGGAGCUUGAAAAUGAGUACAGUAUCAAUAUGACCAGUGCUUAUUGUUUGUAUCAUGGAGGACACAAAGUAACGGUUGAUAUUUUGAAAAAUAUUUUACAUCCUGACGCUUUAGAAGAGUUGAAAAAGUCUGAAGAAAAAUUUUGGAGAGAGGUCUGUAAAAUGAACGAAUGUAAAGAAACGAUAUUCGACCUCGAUACGAAAUGGGAUCUUGACAACCAACAAGUUAAAAGUGGUCAGGAUGGAUGUGUCAUUGAUGAUGUUUUUUUAUCCUCAGAAAAUAUUAAGCAAAUUCUAGAUCAAAAUUUUUUAGACAUUGUCGAAUUGUUGAAAAAGCUUGUCGAUUCUAAUUCAAGCAAGUAUUUAAUUCUAGGUGGGCCAGUCUCUAAAACUAGAUUAUUUAAGAACUAUGUGAAAAGUUUUCUUCAUAACACUCCAUGUGAAAUUAUUUUCACGAAAAAUCUAUAUGAUAUUUGCAUUGGAACCUUCCUUUACGCUGCCAACAGUAUUUCACAGCCCAUAUAUAAUAAUUCUCAAGUGAGCAGUGUGGAGAGCAUUGGCAGUUCGACCAGUAUUUUAGCGUCACCAUCAAAGAUUCGAUUUGUGAAUUCUUCUCCCAUUGAUCAUGUGUUUUUAUUUUGCAUGAAAGAUAUUGUUUGUACCAAAGUACCCAACUAUAUCAAACGCCGAUACAAAGGCAUUUCACUCGAAAUGUAUAACCAAAUGAUUGAAGAUGUUUACGGCCUUGAAAAAACAAGACGGCUUAACAUGUACAAUUUAGAAGAUCAAAACGUUCUCGAUGUUGAUACAAGACAGGAGAGACCAACAAGUCCCAUGGUUUCCUAUCUCACUCUUGACACAGACGCCUCAUUUAUUGAUUUUGAAAUUUAUAAUGCCACUCUCGCCAACGAUUCCAUUUUGAAACAAAAGAGAGACAUGGCUGUGAAAGGAUACUUUAUUGAUCCGAGUCGUCAAAGAAAUUAUCGAAGAAUUUACACGGCUGAAGGAGCUAAAAUUUUCGGACUCGACGAAAUGAAUUUUAUUCGACGAGUGAAAAUUACAGGCUUUCCUAAAUUUAGUUCUCGUAAAAAAGAAUUGACCAAACUAAUGGAAAAUUGGGGAUAUACUGAUGAAGAAAUUGAUUUUAUUUUGAGUAGUUGCCGGGUGGAUUAUCAAAUCAGCGGAGAUGACAAUCUUUUAAUUCAAUUUUCAAAUUUAUUGGAAACUAUUAAUUUUAAUCCUCUCGAAAUUCACACAAGUCAUGUCAUUCCAUGUACCAUUGAAGAUGCAUUGUCUGACGAAGUGUCAGAAGAAUUCGAUCAACAAGUCAAAGAACUUGCCGUAUCGAUCGAAUUGAGCCAUAACGCCGUUGAAACUUUGAAAAAGGAAAAAUCCGUUUCUGCAUUGCGCAAUGCAUCCACAACCUCCAAAACAAAAGUACUUCGUGCGAGAGGAAUUGACAUUAUUUCAAUCAUUAAUGAACAUUUAGCGAGUAGUGGAACCACUUCCAGUAGUGGUGGCACUAGUCAUGGCAAUAGUCAACAACCUUCUGAAAUUCAUGUCAAACACGAUCUUGUACAUGAACCAACGGAUCAGUUCAAUUCAUCAACAUUGGAAGCAGUAUCUGAGAAAAACAAAACCAGUCCAGAGUUGCUCUCCAACACAAGUCAUUCUGAAGUGCUUUCAAAUCUUCAAAAGAGGAAACGAAAUGUCUAUGAAAAUGACGAUGAUGAUGCCUUUCUUCUUGCCUCGGGUAGUGGUGUCAGUCAUUUAUUGCUACAAGCAGACAACAACAAGAAGAAGCCAAUGAAAUGA